AUGACCGAGCAAUCGCUGCAAUUCUUCAUCUUCGGCAACCCAGUGUCAAUGUCGCCGUCGCCUACGAUCCACAGCACUGGUUUCACAGUGAACGGAAGUCCCCACGUAUACAACAGGUUUGACAACAAGGACAUCGAAGAGGUUGUAUCCGAAUUGCGCAAGCCCUCUUGUGGCGGCGGCUCAGUAACUAUACCGCACAAGGAAUCCAUCAGGGCUUACAUGGACGAUUUGACAGAUGCCGCCCGCACAAUCGGUGCUGUCAACACAGUGACGAAAUAUGGCGAACGGCUUAAAGGCGACAAUACAGACUGGUUGGGCAUCAAGAACCAAUUGGAAACGCGCCUUCCAGGUCGGACAAAGACCAAUUUGACAUGCCUGCUUUGUGGAGCUGGCGGGACUGCAAGGGCAGCCGCCUACGCGAUGAAGCAAAUGGGGGCAUCCAGGGUCUUGAUUUACAACAGGACGGCCCUAAGAGCGCAAGAGCUGGCAUCAGAGUUCGGGUUUGAGGCUUGUGCAGAUCUAGCUGCUCUGCAGCACGUAGCAGAGUUGCACGUGGUGGUCAAUACCUUGCCAGGGAGCACCGAGUUCACUCUUCCAGAUUCAGCCGUCUUGCGGAGGAGCAGACCGGUUGUGCUGGAAGCCGCGUAUAUCCCACGACGGACAGCCUUCCUCCGCCAAGCUAUCGGUGCAGGCUGUGAGGUUGUUGAGGGCAUCGAAAUGCUUUUCGAGCAAGGCUGUGCGCAAUGUGAGAUUUGGACUCAAAAGCCUGCUCCACGAUCACACAUAGCCAGGGCUCUAGUUGAGGCGCUCUUCAAAGCUGGCUCCGUGCAUCCCGCUUUCGCAAAGAUGGAACCCCAUGGCGAACUGCCGACGUCGCUGGUCGAAGAGGCCAAGCAGCGAAGACCUGUCGCGCUGCUUUGUCUUGGCAUCUCUGCAUUCGUUUUGCUGACGACGGUUCUCGUUUAUGCGCGCCGGAAGCAGGCCAUGAAAAGGAGCUGA
Messenger RNA from Symbiodinium necroappetens, 999 nucleotides. NCBI's taxonomy places the organism in Eukaryota, Dinophyceae, Suessiales, Symbiodiniaceae. The record is from the annotation of a GenBank genome assembly.